CUGUGGGGUUCUUCCAGCCCCCGACCCAACCAAGGAAACGAACGCCAGGACUGAAGCUCUAUCGAUCAUCUCUCCGAAUCAACAACCAACUCUACCCUCUCAUCUCAGCUUCUCCUCAACAUCGCAGCCUACUCCCUCAGCACUGCUGCUUCUCUCGCCCCCCCAAUUUGAUGCGCCACACCUCUUCCCGAUAACUCUCGUUCGUCGCGACCCCGUCAACCGUUGCCGCAACCUUCCCGCCCCGGAUCUUCCCAACGCAGACACAACCCACCAGACCAAUUCGGCGCCGAUUUCAACUCAUACUAGUUGCUUGAUACACGGAUUGGGAGCGAUGGUCAUUCGAACACUCUGCUGAUGAGCUCCAUGAUCGAGGGCAGUGAUGACUGGGCACGAGAGGAUGAGCUCGACCUGGGCCAGGAGGACGAGGCCCACUUCCGUCGGACUCAGAAUGGCACCCCCGACCACGACCACGGCAACGGCAGUCCAAGGGAAAGGGCUGGGGAGGAGAUAGUUGGUGAUGGCUCAAUCGCGUAUGGGGAGGAGGACACGCCGGUUUUAAAUGGGCACAAUACUGCUGUUGCCGACGUGGAUACAGACGAUGAUGCUCCGCUUUCGAACCGAAAUCGUGGUCCUGGGAGUGUGGAUGAGACGGCUUCGACGCCGGAUGAUACGCCUUCUUUACAUGGUUCGAUUCUUUCGUCGCGGAGUAGCAGUGCUUUGGCCUUUCGCGGAUCUCCUCUCGCCAGCCCGAGUCCCUCCCAUCGUCCCUUUGAUCUUCGUUUCCAGUCCCGACUUUCGACGUCUUCUCCCAGCGGCCUUCGCUCAUCCUCGCCGUUUUUAUUUCAUGUACACUCGAGACACUCAUCCCUAGCGAGCCAGCUCUCCCCGGGUACCGUCGAUUCUGGGACCGAUACCCCCCAAGGGCCGUGGGAUGUUGUACGAUGGACCAAGUUACGCAAGAUCACUGGACAGGCGUUUUCGGAGGUCGGGAAGCGCAACUUUGGGCAUCCUACGUGCAUGGCCGUGUCGACGACUAUCGUGAUCGGAACGUCCAAGGGAAUUGUCCUCGUGUUUGAUUAUCAGCAAAGCUUAAAGGCUAUCAUUGGGACGGGUACAAAGGCUAUUGAAUGCGGAGCUAUCACAUCGCUGGCGCUUUCGGCUGAUCAUUCGACGGUCGCUGGUGGUCACGCUUCGGGCGACAUCUUCACAUGGGAAAUAUCGAGACCCGCACGCCAUUUCCUUCAUAUACCACCUAUACCUGCGAACCAGGUUGACACUCGAACUUCCGACGGUCAUAUAUCAGGCUUUGCUGUUCUCCACCUGGGCUUCCUGGGAACCCGGCGCACUGCGCUUGUCUCUGCGGACAAGCGGGGAAUGGCCUUUUCACACCUGGCUACGAGAGGUAUGGGCGCAGUAGGACGGACAGUGAAGACGACCAGAAUCCUAGGCCGAUAUCCUCAACCCAUCGCAGAAGACCCCCGCCCGCGGAAACCAAGCGCCGUACUCGCCUUUUGUCCUCUUCCUCUCGGCAACGUCGACCAGCCCACUGACUCUUUGGGUCUGGUUGCGAUGCUCACUCCAUAUCUCCUGGUUAUAGUUUCCACUACCCCCGUUGCGCGAACCCAACAUAAAGCGCCGCGUCCAAGGGAGGUUACUGCCCAUGGUGCAAUGACUGGAGCGCUGGCCUGGUUUCCUGCGAUCAAACUGAAGGGCAGAGACUCGUCUUCCAGCACGAAGCUUGUAUAUUGCUGGUCAAACGUGCUGACCAUACUUGACGUGUCUGAGAUUGAAACCGACGAGCCGCCAAACAAGGACAAGCCCCCUCAUCUUGAUUUCAAAGCACGGAGUAGAUGGAAAGCAGACGAGGCAAUCGUUGCGGUGCAGUGGUUGAGUCGCUCUGUGUUGGCUGUCCUUACAAUAACGCAACAGUUGAUUAUCAUUGAAGAUGGCUCUAUGCGCGUGACGGAUUCUAUUGAUCUUCUCAGCAAGCAUAUCUAUCAUGCCGAUCUUUUCUCGUCGCAGCUUCAUUCUCUAGUCGAACAGCUUAAUGAGGAAGAUACCUCAAUGCACGGGGUGGUGGCUGAUGCUUUCUACAUGAGUUUCCGUGUCUACAAAGGGCGACUGUUCCUACUAGGUUAUAAUGAAACUUUGAUGGGCGGUCUCUCAAAUUGGGCAGACCGGCUGCUUGCACUCAUGGAGGCAGGCGAUUUCAUCGGCGCGAUUCGACUGGCGACAACGUAUUACCAGGGCAAUGCGGAGAAGUUGACAAUCGGACUUCCCGAAGAGGAUAUGCUGAGACGGCCCAUUGUUCGCGAAAGGUUGCUCGAAAUGAUUUCUGCAUCGCUCAAGUAUGCAUUCGGUCGCAACACAGAAGCUAGCAAUAAACGGUUGGAAAGCCGACAGCUCCAGGAGUUGGCAGAAGUAUCCAUCACGGCUUGUAUGUCCAUCGGCGAUGAGCAGUUCCUAUGGGAUGAGGUCUUCAACUGGUAUGAGGAGCAUGAUUCCCCGGGUCUUUUCCUGGAUGCCCUCGAAUCGUAUAUUGUCGAAGGAACUGUGCGAUCUCUUCCUCCUACCGCUGUCAAGGCUCUCAUCGACCACUUUGCGACGAAUCACACCGCCAGCGGGUUGGAGGAGAUCAUCUGUCUUUUGGACACCACCACGAUGGACAUUGAGCAAGUCACCAAACUGUGUCAGCACUAUAAUCUAUACGAUGCCUAUAUAUACGUUUGGAACCGCUGUGUUGGGGAUUACGUGGGACCGCUUCAAGAACUCCUGACGCUCACGUCAUCCAUCCAAGCCCCGUCCCAAGCUAACGGAGAUUCACUGGACAAUCUGAAACAGUAUACGAACGCAAUGAAGAUGUUCCCUUACCUAUCUUAUGUCCUCACCGGUCGGGUAUACCCGACUGGAGACGAUAUGGACGACGCCGAAUCCGCACGGGCCAAAGCAUCCUUGUACGGCCAUCUCUUCUCGGGCAAUCGGGCUGGUACCGAAUCGCAAGAUGGAUCCUUUGCCGAUCUGAAAACGAUGCUCAAGUUUGACACGCCCAGUUUUAUGAGUAUGCUCAAUGAAGCGUUUGAGGAUGGGUUCUUGAACGAGCAGGAUCCCGAAGAGAUGUCGUUCCAACAGGGCGUAUCGGUCAACCGGCAAUACCUCAUCACGAUCCUACUUCAGGUAAUGAACGCCGAGUCAUUCUCACCCUUUGAUACCAUUUACCUUGAUAUGUUUGUUGCGCGCAAUCUUCCGAAAUACCCCCAGUACAUUCUUCUUUCUGGUACCACAUUGCACCAGGUUCUGGAGCGACUGUGUCGUUAUCCAAACCAGGAAAUGGCCGAGGAUUGUGAGCUUAGCGCGGAGUAUUUGCUAUCACUUUAUCACCCGCCGGAUGUGCAAAGCAUGAUUCCCCUUUUCCGGGAAGCACGAUUUUUCCGAAUCCUGAAAUCGACGUAUCGCUCUGAGAAGCAGUUUCCGCAAUUGAUUCUCACUUUCCUCGAGGACCCGAAAGACCAGCAGGAUGUCUUUACUUCGCUGCAAGACUGUCUUCGUCCCGGCUCCAAGCUUGGUAAAAAACAGAGGCGCGAUGUUGUUGAUGUGGUCAAGGACCGAGCCGGGCAGUUGGCUGCGAUUGAUGUGAGGAGGGCUGCGCAGACCAUGCAGGACUUAGCUCCUGAGACGCAUGAAACGUUCCUCAAAGUCUUGGAGAAAGAUGCCUAUAUGCAGUAUCAGUAUCUGGCUGUCUUUGUCGAACCCCAGACGCAAUCUGCCGCUGAAGGUAAACGUUCGAAACCGACUGAAAACUGGAUGGUAGAACUUUAUGUGCAGCUGCUGUGCAAAUACAACCCGUCACAUGUUGCGGACUUUGUAGAUGCUCUGCGAGUCGGUGAUGUCCGGCUGGAAGAGUUGCUUCCUUCGAUGGAGGAUAGUGGGGUGGUGGAUGCCGCGGUUAUUCUGCUUGCUCGACAAGGUCAAGUGCGGGCUGCCAUGGACCGGCUGAUUGCGCAUCUGGGUACAUUAGAGUCCGGCUUGGUGGGUAUUCUUCGGAGCGUGCAAGAGAGUCCCGAUUCUGCUAGUACGGCUGAGGCGAUUGAUGAUCUUGUCGAGUCGUUGAAUAAGUAUGCGCGGGUUGGAAUCUGGCUGUGCCAGGGCCAGACAAAAACAGCACGAGAAUCGCGGGCAAUGGCAGGAAAGAAUGGCACCCGGGGCACAUCGCCGCUAGAACAGCCUCUGUCGUUUGAUGAGGGUCUCUGGCUUGAUUUGAUCGAGGCUGUUGUUCGCAUUGCGAGCAAUGUAUUUACACUGAUGCGGCAAGAUUCUCCCAGCGACCAGAAUAAACUGGUAUCGACUGCGUCUUCAUUGGGGAAGAAUGCGACUCAGUUAAUUUCAUCAUUCCGGACCUUGGUGCAGCAAGUCUUUACCGCACUUCUUUCCAGCACGAUCAAGGGACCUUCGACAGCAGAACGAAGCGAUGUUGCCUUUUUGCGUAUUCUGCGCGCAUUUUUAACACAAGCAGCGAGCUGGUCUCCGUCCCUGCUCGAGUUGCGUGCAGUUCUGGCUUCGGUCUUCUCGGCUUAUACCUAUGAAAAGUCACUUUUAUCCCUUGCGAAUGGCAUGUUGGAUCGGGAUCUGUUUGUGCAUGUAGACGAGGUGUCCCGACUUCGACAGCGGGGAUGGCGUCCACGAGGUCAAGCGUGUGAGAUAUGUCGUCAACGCAUAUGGGGACCCGGAGUUGGACCAGAGUAUUGGCACGAAUGGGAAAAGAAGCAGGCGGAAGAGCGACAACGUCGUGUGGCCCGACGACUCGAAAGUCACCUCGAUCCAGCGACUGCGCGAGGAAAAGGCAAGGCAGCUGCCAUUGUAGAAGCCGGGCAGUCCCUGCAUCUCCUGGAUGGACAUGUAGAGCAUGGGCAGUCGACCCAUGGGAUGGAGGGAGAAGAAGAAGGACAAGGGAUAGUACAACCGGAGCCAGAGACGAUGCCGGUUGGACCAGUUGUGGUGUUUUCGUGCCGCCAUCUGUUCCAUCGCCAGUGUCUGCUGGAUCUUGGCCAGGCUUACAGACGCGAAGGAAGUAAUUUGCAUCCUCCAGAUGGGUCGAACCAUGGAUUGAUUUGUCCGUCAUGUACAUAGAAGGAUAGAGAGAGCAAGAAGGAAGGGUGAGAUGAUCUCGCAUCAUCUGGGUGUUUCUGAUGACUUUUUUCUUACUGAGCAUGUAUGGUUUGAUUUGCUUUUCGUCCGACGACCGAGUCAUGUAGCAACUGUCUUGUCUGUCUUGUAUCUUCAUCUUUCAUCACGACAAGGUGCAAUUAAGGUUGUCAGUGGUGAAGAAAAAAAAAAAAAAAAA
Molecule: messenger RNA, 5338 nt
Organism: Aspergillus wentii DTO 134E9
Lineage: Eukaryota; Fungi; Ascomycota; Eurotiomycetes; Eurotiales; Aspergillaceae
Product: CORVET complex membrane-binding subunit VPS8
Exons: 3
Coding region: 364-5124 (1586 amino acids)
Biological process (GO): endosomal vesicle fusion; protein targeting to vacuole
Cellular component (GO): HOPS complex; late endosome
Molecular function (GO): protein binding
Source: RefSeq, a predicted model, not a curated record